Cucurbitaria berberidis CBS 394.84 is the source of this 1482-nucleotide messenger RNA. RefSeq lists its product as uncharacterized. NCBI's taxonomy places the organism in Eukaryota, Fungi, Ascomycota, Dothideomycetes, Pleosporales, Cucurbitariaceae. Bases 1 to 1482 code for a protein of 493 amino acids. The transcript is spliced from 2 exons. The record is from RefSeq and is a predicted model, not a curated record.
AUGGCAUCCUACCUCCAGAAGCUGCGACGGCACUCGAAGCAGCUAAUUCCCCAGCACGAGUCGAAGUCUGUGGAACCGAAGGCCCAGGAGUCCUCCAACAUCUCAGAACCUGUGGCUGGACCAAGCGAGCCUGCAAAGUCUCCGCCCGCACCCACUGUCACUGAACCUAGCGAAGAACCAGCCGCGGAACCUGUACUAGACGAGGAAGAUGAACAGUUCCUCGAACGGCUCGCCGCCAUCGCGUCAGAGCCAGAAGGCACACCCCCGCCCCUACCCACACGGAGAAUGGAGGCAGUCGACGAUAAUGGAGAGAAGAAAGUGGGCCGAGACGCACAGGAGGCGCUGAUGGACGGCGCGGACAAAGUUGCGCUGCCUAUGAGUCCGCCUGAGACAACUGCUGACACUACCGAAAAGGGCAAGGAGAAGGCCAAGGAUGGCGGGCUGGCCAGAAAGAAGAGCGUCAUGUCGUACUUCUCGCUACCGAAGUUCAACAAGAAAGAUGGUGACAAGGGAAAGGAGAAGGUGGCAAAGGACCUCAAGACGAAGGCGGUCACGGACAAGGACAGAGCGCAGUUUGCCGACGACCUCCUCGCAGCCGCCGAAGCUGCCAAAACUGCACAGCUGACCGAGGCGCAAAAAGAGAAUAAAGAACUUACCGAUAUCCUCGAUCAACUCAACCUCUCCGCGGUGAACAACCGCGUCUUCUCCUUCAGCAAGGAAUCCGAGGAGCUCCUCAACAAGUUCACGCAAGUUCUCAAAGACUUGGUCAAUGGCGCGCCAACGGCGUACAACGACCUCGAGAAACUCUUCACAGAUUACGAUAAUCAGCUGAAGAAGAUGUACAGCGGUUUACCACCGUUCCUACAAAACCUCGUCAAGAGUCUUCCAGCUAAGCUAACUGCCACACUUGGACCAGAACUGCUGGCAGCGGGUGCAGAGAAGCCUGGUUUCGAUGCAAAGAUGGCUGCUGGUGCAAGCAAGGGCAAGAGGAGCAAGAUUCCGAGCGUCCCGAGUCUGAAGAGCUUGGUAACCGCUCAGGGCGCUGUUGCGACUGCGCUGAGGAGCAUUGUGAACUUUCUCAAGUUCAGGUUCCCAGCUCUGGCGACAGGCACGAAUGUCAUUAUGAGCUUGGCAGUAUUCGUACUCUUGUUCGUUUUCUGGUAUUGCCACAAGCGCGGCCGCGAAACACGUCUCGAGAAAGAGCGUCUGGCUGCUGAAGAAGCAAACUCAGGACGCGUCAGCAGUGCGUCUUCGAUCAACGAUGAUACCGAUUCUAUCUUUGGGGAUAAGACAUCGAAGCCUGCGCAGAAGGCCAAGGAGGGAGAGAAAGAAGCACCCAAGCCCCCAGUCAUCAUCAGCGACACUAAGCAGAUCGAAGAGCAGCCUGCGACGGUGGACGAUAUGCCCAGUGUGAGCCAUCUACCUGAUCCGAAAGAUGGACAAGUCCCGGUCUCGGCACCACCGCCUUCGCAACGCAAGUGA